AUGGCCGACGAACCUCCCACAGCUGCCCCUGCUAAAGAUGCGCCCGAGACUAAGCCCGCUCAUCUAGUACAAGACACCGAGAGAUCGGUGGCUCCAUCCCUCUCUAGCGGAGAGCACAACAAUGAAAAGGGCGAUGCUCCAGCCAAUGCAGCCCUCGAUCUCGAUCGCAUUGGUGAAACCGAGGGGUACUUGCUCGAUGAGGCGGCCGUCCGCGAGAGAUACAACAUUGCACCCGAGGUUGCCCUCAAAACGUCCAAGAACGGCAAGCUUUUGAUCCCUCAACCUACCAACGACCCAGAGGACCCUCUGAACUGGACUCGAUGGAAGAAGGCCGCUAUCUUACUGGUCAUCGGUGUCAAUGCCGCCACCUCGGACUACUCUGCCGCGACAGGUGCCAGCGCUCUCAUCCCCCAGGCAGAGCAGUGGCAUAUCAGCCCCAACACGGUCAACCAUGCCACUGCUGGAAACACGUUCUGUCUUGGGGUGGGUGGCAUCUUCACCAUUUGGCUAUCAGCCUGGAUUGGUCGUCUUCCCGUCCUCUUCUGGUUUGGCUGUCUCUCGGCCGGUACAGCAGCCUGGUCUGCGGCAGCCCAGUCUUUCGAGUCAUAUAUGGCAUCUCGCAUUUUGAACGGCAUCUUCGCCGUUGCUGGAGCUGGAGGUGGUCUCAUGUGGAUCAAGGAUGUUUGGUUCUUUCACGAGCAUGCGCGGAAAAUCAACAUAUGGAGUACAGCCAUAAUCCUGUCACCCUUCCUCGGACCUCAAUUCAUGGCGGCGAUCCUCAGUACAUCUACCUGGAGGACUGGCAUGUGGUUGAACUUUGGAAUCAUUGCACUCGGCCUAGUAUUGACGAUCGCUUUGGGAGACGAGACGUUCUAUCCGCGCCAUCUGAUGCCUGAUCGCAUCCCGAAGCGGCAAAACCGCCUUCUCCGACUCAUUGGCGUCGAACAGUAUAAGCAAAAGUAUACCACCAACACCUUUCUCGAGGCUGGUAGUCGGUUGUGGUAUGCAGUGUUGAAACUGCCUGUCUUCUUGACUUGCCUGUUUUAUUUCUUCGACUUUCCGUGGACAAUUGGGACAAAUACUACUAUCGGGCUGUUCAUCCUCCCAGCCUACAGCUUCGACUUCCGCAAUCUUGCAGCUCUUUACGUGGCCCCAGUCGUGGGUGCUGUCCUCGGUCUUAUAGUCGGACAUUUCCUGUUCGGCCUCAUCGAGAAGGUCUGGGCAAGGUACCACAAUGGUGUGAUUGCGCCCGAGAACAGACUGGUCAUCAUUUGGCUCGUCCUGCCCCUCAAGCUCGUCGGAUACAACCUGAUCGGCGCGACCUUGCAAAACGCGAGGACGUGGAGUUUCUAUGUGUUGGCAGUGGGGUGGGCCCUCCACAACUUUGCGACCAUAAUCACAACGGCUGCCGUUGGCGCAUACUUGCUGGACGCGUAUCCCGAAGCUGCUGGCGAGUCCGCAGCCCUGAUCAACUUCGCCCGAACCCUUGGCGGAUUCAUCGUGGGAUAUAUUCAAAUCAACUGGGUCAGCUCCGCCGGUGCACAGACCGCGUACGGCAUCCAGACGGGGAUCAUGGGCGCCGCCUUCUUCAUCGUCGUGUUCCUGCAAUUCUUUGGCGCGAGGCUGAGACACGCCCAAGGCCCCUUGAAGUUCAAGACUUAUUAG
Cladophialophora yegresii CBS 114405 is the source of this 1665-nucleotide messenger RNA. RefSeq lists its product as uncharacterized. Gene Ontology annotation, biological process: transmembrane transport. The record is from RefSeq and is a predicted model, not a curated record. Bases 1 to 1665 code for a protein of 554 amino acids. Gene Ontology annotation, molecular function: transmembrane transporter activity. Lineage: Eukaryota; Fungi; Ascomycota; Eurotiomycetes; Chaetothyriales; Herpotrichiellaceae. The transcript has 4 exons.